Molecule: messenger RNA, 1416 nt
Organism: Quercus lobata
Lineage: Eukaryota; Viridiplantae; Streptophyta; Magnoliopsida; Fagales; Fagaceae
Exons: 4
Coding region: 1-1416 (471 amino acids)
Molecular function (GO): zinc ion binding
Source: RefSeq, a predicted model, not a curated record
AUGUAUGUGUGUCUAGCUGCUUGUCAUUUAAGAGGGUUUUUGAAAGGGCAACUAUUGGCAGCGGUUGGAAUUGAUGGGAAUGACGGGAUGUACCCAAUAGCAUUUGCUGUUUGUGAGGGCGAGAACAAAGACACUUGGUCAUGGUUUUUGGAGUUGUUGUUAGCUGAUAUUGGUCCUGUGAGGGAACGUGGCUGGACCUUUAUUUCUGAUCAACAGAAGGGCUUACUUCUUGCUCUUGCAAAAGUUGCUCCCGAAGCACAUACAAGGUUCUGUGUUAGGCAUCUAUAUGCAAACUUCAAGAAAGAGCACAAGGGCAAACUAUUGAAGGAUUUAAUGUGGGCAGCAGCAAGAGAGAUCACCAAACUUGGGUUUGAGGCAAAGAUGGAGAUGAUGAGAAAGGUAGAUGUUAAUGCUUAUGGGCAUUUGAUGGGCAUUGACUGUGCACAUUGGAGUAGACAUGCUUUUAGUUCAUGGCCUAAGUGUGACAUGCUGUUGAACAAUCUUUGUGAGUCAUUUAACUCUAAGAUUGUUGAUGCUAGGGAUAAGUCCAUAUUAACUAUGUGUCAGAUGAUUAGGAGGUAUCUUAUGAAAAGGAUCCCAAGAAAUAGGGAUACAAUGUUGAAGAAGUCUGGCCCAAUUUGUCCUAAAAUUCAAGAUAAAUUAGAAGUUAACAAGGAAGCAACUAGGGAUUGCACAUCUACGUGGUCUGGUGGAUCGAAGUUUGAAGUGCAUUGUAAGGGAAAACAAUUUGUAGUUGAUUUGGAGAAGCAUACUUGUGCUUGCUAUAGAUGGGAUAUAACCGGCAUCCCUUGCAUGCAUGCGGUUUCAGUAAUUGCUUACAAAAAAGAAAUGACAGAAAGCUAUGUGCAUAGUUAUUACAAGGUUAAGACUUACCUUAGAACAUACUCACACCUUAUCCAGCCUACCAAUGGUGAGGACUUUUGGCCAAAUGCAGUAGGUGAUAAGAUUUUGCCUCCAAAGAUGCUAGUACAACCUGGAAGACUAAAGGAGAACAAGAGGAAGAAAGCUGCUGACGAGGCACCAAGGAUUUCACAUAAUUUGAAGAAAUCAUCUGCCGCACAAAAAAAUGGCAAUUGUGGACAAUUGGGUCACAACAAAAGAGGAUGCAAAUUACCCCCCAAAUCUAAUGAUGCUAGUGAGGGCCAGACUAAGCAAAGACAAGGAGCAACAACGAAUACAAGGAGCCAAAACCAUGUUAGGAGAGCUGGAGGUGAUCAUGUGUUUAUGGGCUUAAGAGUGGAAGAGGAUCAUCACCCACCAAGUGUUGUUGGAAGCCAAUCUACUAUAGUCUCAACCCAAACAAGUGUUUCUAGAAGCAGUGCAGUUGGUAGAUAUGGAAAAGGAGCUGGAGCUAGAAAAGGAGUUGGAAGUGGAUCAGGAGUUGGUAGUUUGUAG